Fomitopsis serialis is the source of this 1133-nucleotide messenger RNA. Its product is annotated as GTP-binding nuclear protein RAN. Gene Ontology annotation, molecular function: GTPase activity; GTP binding. The transcript is spliced from 8 exons. Gene Ontology annotation, biological process: protein import into nucleus; ribosomal subunit export from nucleus. The record is from RefSeq and is a predicted model, not a curated record. Lineage: Eukaryota; Fungi; Basidiomycota; Agaricomycetes; Polyporales; Fomitopsidaceae. Gene Ontology annotation, cellular component: nucleus; cytoplasm. The coding region runs from base 192 to 839 and encodes 215 amino acids.
CGACCCACUUCGUACCCUUACAUCGACCAUUGCGAGUGAGCAAGGAGUAUAAGUAGGAUUUCACAAAGCACACAACUUCCAUUUUGAGCGACCUGCCAGAUUCUUUGCGUUCGCGUUUUCACUCAGGACCACCACCCUCCUCUUUCUUCUACUCCCAUCCUCCUCUAUAUCUCCCCCGUCCUCGCAAAACCAUGGCCGAUCAGUCUACGAUCCCUACUUUCAAGCUUGUGCUUGUUGGCGAUGGAGGUACUGGAAAGACCACUUUCGUCAAGCGCCACUUGACGGGUGAAUUCGAGAAGAAGUACAUCGCCACUCUCGGUGUCGAGGUGCACCCUCUGUCCUUCUCCACCAACUUCGGCACGAUCUGCUUCAACGUCUGGGACACUGCCGGGCAGGAGAAGUUCGGUGGUCUCCGUGAUGGCUACUACAUCCAGGGCCAGUGCGGUAUCAUCAUGUUCGAUGUUACCUCUCGCAUCACGUACAAGAAUGUGCCCAACUGGCACCGCGAUCUUGAGCGUGUUUGCGAGAACAUCCCGAUCGUGCUUUGCGGUAACAAGGUCGACGUGAAGGAGCGGAAAGUAAAGACUGGUCAGGUCACCUUCCACCGGAAGAAGAACAUCCAGUACUUCGAGAUCUCCGCGAAGUCCAACUACAACUUCGAAAAGCCCUUCCUUUGGCUUGCGAGGAAGCUUGUUGGUAACCCGGCGUUGGAGUUCGUUGCCGCACCCGCUCUCGCACCGGCUGAGGUCCAGGUUGACCCCGCUCUCAUGGAGCAGUACCAGAAGGAGCUUGCACAGGCCGAGGCUGUCCCUCUCCCGGAAGAAGACGACGACUUCUAAGCAUAACGAAUACGCUUUUCUCAUCGCUUCACCCUGGCUUAUCGCUCACACAUUUUGUGAUCCAUACUGUUCCAUAUACACAUUACAUUGCAAUCUGCUACCCCGAGAAUCGUCUUCCGUUACGACACCACUGUUAUGAAUAAUCGUGUAUGCCAAUCGCAGAGAGCGUCAUGUCACUAACGUACGGAGGUUGAUCGAAGCAUGUGUAUCGAAUCGAAUCUUUGUAGAAUCAAUUGAGGGGAGGUGAAUCAUGAUGCAGGAGCUCUGUAUGCAGACUUUAGGACGCAUAAGUCG